Messenger RNA from Penicillium crustosum, 1290 nucleotides. RefSeq lists its product as uncharacterized. Gene Ontology annotation, cellular component: P-body. The transcript has 4 exons. Gene Ontology annotation, biological process: cytoplasmic stress granule assembly; P-body assembly. NCBI's taxonomy places the organism in Eukaryota, Fungi, Ascomycota, Eurotiomycetes, Eurotiales, Aspergillaceae. The record is from RefSeq and is a predicted model, not a curated record. The coding region runs from base 1 to 1290 and encodes 429 amino acids. Gene Ontology annotation, molecular function: mRNA binding.
AUGACCCUGCCAUUCUCGGGGGCGCGCAACGACCAGUUCCUACCCAAGGGCCUGAUUCAGGACCUGCUCCACAGAAUCUUCCUCCCCAGGGCCCUCCCCAGCUUCCCCAGGGAGCUGGCCCAACUCCUCCCGGUUACCCUCCGCAACACCAAUUCCAGCAAGGUUUCUACCCUCCCUACGGCCAGCGAUUUGGACCACCUCCUCCAUUCCCUCCCGGUCCCGGUUUCCCGCCGUCCUGGUCAAUUCCAACCGCCGAUGCCCAUUGGCCCUGGCCAGCAGCCUGGACCUCAGCAGCCCGGUCCCCAGCAGCCUGGUCCUCAGCAAUCUGGUCCUCAGCAGCCUGGAUCUCAGCGCCCCGGACCUUCCGGUGCCGCACCUGCACCUAAACCUACCUCAGAACUCCCGGUCGGGGACAAGGUUCCCAACAAAUCUACGAGCCGUAACGCAACCCCGGCCGCUCAGAACGCCCCCACUCCUCCAAUCGAGUCUAAGCCUACUGUGGCUGAAGCUUUGCAAGGUCCUGUCAGUACCGCUCCUCUAACUGCCCAGAAGAAUGGCCGAGUCAUGCCAGCUAUCCCAAUCGCUGCCCCGAAGCCUAAUCCUCCGACCGCCCACAUUCCGACCGCCCCUCGGGGAAAUAACCAGUCUAUCACUGAUGCUACCGCGGCCGCCACUGCUGCGGUUGCUGCCGCUAUGGCCAAGUUGCCGCAGCCCGGUGCUCAAAAGCAACCCGGACAGCCUGAAGGUGCCGUGGAUGCACUUACGCAGCAGAUGAACCACAUGCGCCCUUACGACAACACCCGUGCCCCCGGGGCGGCCAAGAAAAUCGAAGUCCCCCAAUCGGAUUACGAUUUCCAAACUGCAAAUGCCAAAUUCAACAAGCAGGAUUUGGUGAAGGAGGCCAUUGCCACUGGAGUUCCUGUUGCUGAAGCUGAGGCCCAUGCAGCCGAGGAGGCGGAAUCUAUGGAAUCCAUGUCAAACGGCGGCGGCGCUUCGAACCAUGGUUACAACCGCGGUUCCUCCUUCUUCGACAAUAUCUCGAGCGAGGCUCGCGAUCGUGAAGAGAACACCGCUCGUGUUGGUGGUCGUGAAUGGCGCGGCGAGGAGGAGAAACGCAAUAUGGAAACCUUCGGACAGGGUAGCGUUGAUGGCUACCGCCCUAACUACCGCGGUCGUGGCCGUGGCCGCGGCUAUGGUCGUGGUCGAGGUGGUUACAGUCGUGGCUACGGCGGACGUGGCCGUGGCGGCCGGGCCCCCUCUGAGUCCACUGGUGUCCCAUCCCAGGGUUGA